This is a messenger RNA of Toxotes jaculatrix (banded archerfish), 5032 nucleotides long. It is a transcript of the gene ap4e1, whose product is annotated as adaptor related protein complex 4 subunit epsilon 1. NCBI's taxonomy places the organism in Eukaryota, Metazoa, Chordata, Actinopteri, Toxotidae. Gene Ontology annotation, cellular component: AP-4 adaptor complex; membrane coat. The record is from RefSeq and is a predicted model, not a curated record. The coding region runs from base 182 to 3607 and encodes 1141 amino acids. Gene Ontology annotation, molecular function: cargo adaptor activity. Gene Ontology annotation, biological process: receptor-mediated endocytosis; intracellular protein transport. The transcript has 21 exons.
CUGAAUCAAAACAAUGGCCGACUGGCAGGCUAGCAUCUUACCUCUUGAGAUCUUUUUAAAUGUUUAGCAGACAACGCUUACUGUCUCUGUGUGAGAGAGUCUCGCUGGGAUGGAUAGAUGAUUUAGUAAACGUGUUUUCGGAGUGAGAAGCCAGCUGCCAAACCCGCUUUUUGCUGCCAAAAUGAGCGAUGUUGUGGAGAAGACCCUGACAGCCCUGCCUAGCCUCCUGUCUUUAGACUCUCAGCCUGGAUCUGCAAAACUGUCCUCCACCUCCAAACUAGGAAACCUCAUCAGAGGAAUCACAGAGCUAACGUCCAAACAUGAAGAAGAGAAACUUAUUCAGCGUGAACUUGCAUCUAUCAAAGAACAGUUGUCCUCCCCCAACACCACCAUGAGGCAGAUGAAGGAGCUAAUGGUGAGAGCAAUCUACUGUGAAAGCUUGGGUUAUGAGGCUUCCUUCAGCUAUAUUCAUGCCAUCAAACUGGCUCAACAAGGCACUGCUCUGGAGAAAAGAGUUGGUUACCUUUCUGUGUCCUUGUUUCUGAAUGAAAGUCAUGAGCUGCUUCUUCUUCUUGUGAACACUGUAUUAAAGGAUCUUCAGAGUACAAACCUUAUUGAAGUGUGCAUGGCUCUAACUGUUGUCAGCCAAAUGUUCCCCAAAGAUAUGAUACCUGCAAUCCUUCCUCUGGUGGAGGAGAAACUUAAUCACCCAAAAGAAAUCAUUCGGCGAAAAGCAGUCCUGGCACUGUACAAAUUCUACCUGAUAGCACCGAAUCAAGUGCAACACAUCCACAACAAGUUUCGCAAAGCUCUGUGUGACAAGGAUCCUGGUGUGAUGACAGCUUCACUACACAUCUACUUACAGAUGAUCCAGGAGAAUCCAGAGGGUUAUAAGGACUUAACAGCAAGUUUUGUCACCAUACUGAAGCAGGUGGUAGGAGGAAAACUGCCCAUGGAUUUUAACUAUCACAGUGUUCCUGCUCCAUGGCUUCAAAUCCAGCUUCUCAGAAUACUGUCCCUACUGGGAAAAAAUGACCAGAGUACAAGUGAGAUCAUGUAUGAAGUCCUUGACGAGUCCUUACAAAGAGCAGAGAUGAAUCAUAACAUCACCUAUGCAAUAUUAUAUGAGUGUGUAAAAUGUAUUUACACAAUUCAUCCCAAAUCCGACCUUUUGGAAAAAGCUGCAAAGUGCAUUGGCAACUUUGUUCUGUCUCCGAAGAUAAAUCUGAAAUAUCUCGGCUUAAAGGCCCUCACUUAUGUGGUCCAGCAGGAUCCUAAACUGGCCCUGCAGCAUCAGAUGACCAUCAUAGAGUGUCUCGAUCACCCUGACCUCAUCAUCAAGCGUGAGACACUGGAGCUGCUCUUUCGGAUCACAAACGGCCAAAACGUGAUGGUCAUUGUGGAGAAGAUGCUGGAUUUUCUGCGCAUCAGUACAGAUGACUACACUACUAUUGACCUGGUGGGGAAGGUCGCAGAACUGGCAGAAAAAUAUGCACCAGACAAUGAAUGGUUCAUUGAGACCAUGAACACAGUGUUUUCAGUAGGUGGAGACAUGAUGCAGCCUGACAUCCCAAACAAUUUCCUUAAACUGCUGUCUGAGGGAUUUGACAGUGAGGAGGAGGACAGGAAGCUGAGGCUGUUUGCCGUGGAUUCAUAUGUUUCUCUGCUGCAAGGAGAGCCUGGCAAGCUGCCCCAGCGCUUCCUUCAAGUCAUCAGCUGGGUCCUCGGUGAAUACUCCCAUUUGAGGGAGGACCUUGAACCGGUGACAGUCCUGAGGCCUCUGGCGAAGCUGCUGGACAUGAGGCAAACCAGCAGUGAAACCAAGAGCUGGGUCCUCAUGGCAAUGACCAAGCUCUGUGAGGGCAGGGCGGGCGUUUCUGUCGCUCAGGAGGUUUGUGAAACAUACAGCAGCUCAAUGGACACAGUGCUGAGACAGAGGGCUCAGGAACUGCAGUACUUCAGCCAGAACUCUGAGCUACGAGCCAGGGUGCUACAUCGAGACACUGGCCUGGAGCCCCUGGAGGUGGAUUCCUCUCUGUCAUUCCUGGAUGGAUUUGUGUCGGAGGCGUUGGCUGCUGGGGCUGCUCCAUACAAGCCUCCCCAUCAACGGCAGGAGGAACUAGCCCAGGCAAAAGCAUUGAGCCUGGAGCCAUACGGCCUGUCCCUGCCCAUCAGCAUGUCUUCCUGCAGCAUUGCUGACAGACAGUCUCCAACGCUGUUUUCCAUGAGCUCUGGUCUGUCAGGCGACAGUACCGACCUCUCACACAAAGGAGGCUCUGCAACUCUGAAGCUGGAUGGAGUGAAGAGGUUGUGGGGAAGGGAGGGAUACCUGCCGCAGAAGGAACCAGUGGAGGAAACUGCCCAGGUGGAGGUACCAAGUCCCCUCCGGUCACCCAACCAGCAGGCAGAGGCUGACAGCUCACACAGCCAAACUCCAACACCGACACCGACCCCUGAGCCUGAACAAGAAAAGCAGCAGCUGGCUUCUUCUCUGUUUUUUGGCCUCAGCUCCCAAAGCUCUGUGUGUCUGAUGGGAAAAUCUGAGCUGGCACCCCAACGAUUCAGAAGAAAAACCAAAGGUCAGGGAUCGUCCUCGGGCGCCUCUGACCAGAUAUCCAACUCCCUCAUCUCUGCUACCAGCGCUGUGGAUAAUUUGCUGUGUAACAACCUACUGGACUCCAGCAUCACCCCAGAACUGCCCGUUUCCUCAUCCAAACAGACACCUGAACUCUCUCAGAGCCUCACUACUGCUAAUGGCACCUGUGAAUUAGAAGCUGAGUUAACUGACAGUGGCAUAAAGGAAAGUAACCCCUCUCUCGUUAGGAAUAACGGUUUGGUGGCUGCAGAUCCUGCUCCACAUGAAGACCCAGACAGACCUAAAGACCUAAAGACUCUCAGUUCUCAUCUGCCUGCAGAGCUCUCUGAACUCUGCCACUCAGAAAUCACUCCUCUGUGCACCAUCCAAAGCUUGGAUCUCUCAGCCUGUCAUGUGCAGAAACAGGACUCCUUAGUGCUAGUCGUUUUCAUUACCAACUCCUCUGACUCAGCCAUUCAACAGAUACUACUAGAUCUUGACUCAGAACAACUAGAGGUAUCCUGCGUGUCUGACAGUCCAGUGGAGGAAGUGAGAAGCCACAGUGUAGCAGUAUACCAGUAUUCCCUGACCGUGAAGAGGCCUUCAGUUCAUGUUGAAGUAGUCGGGAUGGUCUCUUACCAGUUGCCUGUUGGGACGCCUCAGGCAAUGCAGUUCUCAUACAAGCUCCCCCUAACCAGCUUCAUCAGACCCUUGACGGUGUCCACGGAGGAGUACGGGGCGAUGUGGCUGUCCUUCUCUCAUGACACAAAGCAGAAUCUGACACUGAUAAUAAGUGAUGGCCAAGAACCUCUCACAGCCUCUCUGAAUGUACUGACGAAGAAACUUAAACUUCAUAUUGUGGAAAUAAUAGGGGUGGAAGGUAUUUUAGCCUGUCGGCUCCUCCGGGAUCAGCCAUGUCUGAUGCACUGCCGUGUGCAUGCGGGCUCGCUGGCCGUGUGGCUGCGCUCUCCGGUCCCCGACCUGCCCGACUGCCUCAUCUACCACUGUCAGAGAGCUUUACAAGAGCACUGAGCCCCAACUGCAACACCUCCACUGACACCACUGAGCGACAAGACCACCAGACCCUCAGCCACUGAAGAUGAAGGUACAAGGAGCUGUAGUGCAGAACAGAAAGGGACACAUCUGAUGUUGUGUGUUCAUCUUUCUAUUACAGUGUUUACCAUCUGUUUAUCUCUUCCAUUAUAAGUUCCUUAGUAGGAUUUGUCUUUAAUUAUCCACAGAUCAUUGAUUUUUAACAGAUAAAUUGGUAGAAUAUUUCACAGGAUCACAACCAUUUGAAAGUCACGGAUGGUAAUAACCUCAGGGCCAAAAGACCGUUUGUUUAACCCUGUGUGGUUGUUUGGUGUUUCGGAACAACACUAAUGUCUUAAAUUGAUGAAACUUUAAUGGUGAAAACAUUGAUUAUAAGUGUGAUAUUCUCAGUAUAAGAGGAAAAUCAUUAAGUUGUUUCUGUGCCUCUGGUUUGUGUGCUAUAAUGUAAGAGAGACAUCAUGACAGUGAAGCCCAUUUGGAUUUAAAUAAGACAAAGAUGGAAGAAAGAAUUUCAUUGUUGUUAUUAACUAAACUUUUUGGUUUUUUUCAUGUUCAUCAAUACUGACUGAAGCAAUACUGAUUAAAAUGGAAUUUAAAAUACUCUACCUGUCAGUCAAGCAAACUAACAUUUGCAGUGUUUCUUUUCAAACAGAACCUUUUUGUCUUCUGCUGAAGUUUCCAUGCAGCAAAUAGAGGUUUACCUCCUUGCUUGUCUAAAAGAUGGCAUUAUGCUGACAUUAACAUCCAGCCGAUGUGUAUUUUGUUUUAAAUAUAACAGUGAGGAUCUGACUCUGCGAUGUCCACAUUGGCCGUUUAUCAUCAUGGUGAUGUUUUGCAGAUUCUGCCCUCUGUGUGUCUAUGCACUCAUAUUUCUGGUUUGUCAGUUUCUUUGAGAGGUGGAUUUUAGUGGUUUUCGAUUAUUAUAUUUUUCUAUCAAUGCAGUAUUGAAAACAUAUUUAUUGGAUUUAUAUUCUUACAGAAAAUAUUUUAUAUUAAUUUUGCUCCAAGAAAAACAAAAUCAUUGUGAUUCAUGUACUGUUUUGUCUGCGCUGUGCCAGAUUUGGUUUUCAGUUUGUAUGACAUGUCUCAACCUGUUUUAUUUAAUUUAUCAUGAAGGGAAAGUUUCCUUUUUUUCUGUUUUGCUUGUGUCCUGAUCUGAAACACAGCAUGGCGCAAACAAAGCGUCUAAAACUCAACUUUAACCCAACGCCUUAUGUUCAAAUGCCAAGCUGGCGUGUUUGAUUUGUGCCUGUGGUACAGAGAAGAAUCAUUGUUUCUCAGAGUGCCUGUCAUUCUGCUAACUCCUGAAUAAAUUCUACACAUGUAAACUUCUACACAUGUAAACUUCACUUUGAUUCCACUGUGGUUUAUUCAAUACAGGCUGUAAUGUGCUAGACCUGAGGC